AUGUAAGGAAAACAAAUAGUUGUAAUGCUAUUAAACACUAAGUAUCUUGAUGAAAUAAUUUAUGAGACAUAAAAAGCAGUUCAAAACGUAGUUUCAUUUUGAAUUUAAAUUAUUCAUAUACACUGUAGCUUCAAUCACCUAAAGAAGUUACAUGUACAUUUCACUUUUCUACAACUCGACACAUGGUUGACCUUUUUUUGAAUCAUGGUUAUCAGCACUUAAGCUUACAUCUUAAAGCUGAUGUCACAAGAUUUUGUUGUGAUUGUCUUGUUUCCUUUGUAAUCUUUGACAUCCUAGUCUUGUGUAAUCAAUAUCCUUAUUUGGUCUUCCGCUAAGGUUUGGAAAAACAUGGGAAAUAACCUGUGUGUGGUUAUUUGGAACAUGUUAAUUACAGAUCUUUAACAAUGUUUAGUUAAAAUGAUGUGGAAACUAGGAAUUGAACAUAAUUUUCCAGACAAAUUAUGUUUUUGUCAAUGUGCAGGAAGAUCAAAGUUUUGCUUCAUUUUUGUUCCGAGUUGUGUAAAAUGAAAAUGAGGAGUAUGGGAUUCAAGUGUUAUUUACGUGAAGUUGAGGAAUGCUGUACUAAGCCCUCCAGAGGCUUUGUGAAUGAAAAGUUCUACACCCACCCCCCUCUGUUACCAGGAGAACAGAUCAUAUCACAGCAGGAUCAUGUAACUUGUGUGGACACCUUUGAUGAUAUAGCACAGGGGAUACUCCAUAUUACUACAUACAGAGUUAUUUUUGCCGGAUGUCAUGUGCAGCAUUUGUUAGAUGAUGAGUUUGUUGAUGCCGAACCUGAAGAUGUUGCUCGAAGAGGGCAUUAUCAUCAGACACGUUCCAGACAGGCCUCUCUCAGUCACCAAAAAUUACAUGCAGCCAAGAGUUCAGAGGAAACAGUAGACAAGAAACAGACUUCAAGUAAAAGGUUAAGUGCAUCUGACCUGACAAAGAAAAUAAAGGCAACCACUAUGACAAGAGGAAUGCGGCAUAGUCAGUCAAUGAUAAGAAAAAAUCAUUCAGGAUGUCAUCUCCCUGGCAUGAAUGAACAAUCUGUCAAACUACAGACGUUGAGACCUAGACCCAUUAUUUUGUCUAACAUUGAACAUGUUGAUCAUAGUUAUGAAAUUGUGGCAUCAGUCCCUCUGGCAAGCAUCUCAGAUGUAAAGAAGUUUUCCAAGAAGAAUUUGCCAAAGGACAAACAGAUGUUCUUGAUGGAUGGGUUUGAGAUCCUUUGUAGCAACAUCCAGUCAUACAGGUUCUGCCUUGGUCUUCAGAGCACACUUGACGCUGAAUCAGUUAUGAAAAUCAUUCUUCAAAGUUCAAAAACAGAGUUUUCUAAGUUAUUUGCCUUUAUUCACAAAAGUGCUAUCCUGCUGCCUAAGUCAUGCACCAUUUUGGACAGAAAAGAUGCACCAAACUUCUACAAAUUUGAUUUGGAGUGUGACAGACUGACGUUAUUUUACUCAGGAAACUGGAAAACUUGCAGUGAGUAGUUUGGGAAGAACGGUAACAUGAUUUUACAUUGUACCCUGAGUCGAACUGGUGUGUUGGCCCUUGUAUUGCACUAUGAUUAUCAGUUGUGUAAGGCGCGACGAAAGUUUGGUCACCAUGUUUUAAGGUGAAAAUCGUGUUGUUGCCAUGGGCAACUGGCUCCUUUUCCAGUGGCAACUUGUCUGCUAUGACGUCAUUGGCAGCAAAGCGCGCGAAAUUGUAGGGGACGCGACAGGCGACGCAAGGCUGUUGAUAUUGUUACCAAUGGAAACAAAAUAAGUUUCCCGUAACAACACCGUUAUUUUAAGGCUAAGAUUUCGUCACCAAACUUUCGUCACGCCUUACUCAACUGAUAGUCGUAUUAUUCAUAAUGCCUCCGUUGACAAUGUUGAGAGCAAUUUAAGUGUCGGCAAGUUAUGGGACAUGUAUUUGAUUUGGGUUAUCCAAUCCAAGUGCAAGUUCAGCCUUUAAAGUACGUAAUAGCAAACAAGAGAUGAUCUUCAAGUAGAUACAAACAAUUUUAAAAUAAAAGUUUUCGGAUGACCUGCAUCCAUCAUCAGUUUUGAUUACAGAAAGAGUAUUUGAAAAUUGUUGUUGAAUUACAACUUGGAAAUGAGUGAGUAAAAUUCAUUAAUGUCGAGAGAAAAACGAAGGCAAGAAAUGUAACAAUGGAAAUCAAAAGAAUAACGAGGGUUUUUACAAUUCCCACCCAAUAUGCACAGCCUUCUUUUCUGCCAUCAAAACUGUUAAUGGCUGCAAUAUUCAAGUUCAUGUAAGUGCACUUAUUUCUGAUAUAAUUGCAUGUUCUUUUUCUCAAGACUCCACUGUGAUCCUUAUUUUAACUCCAUACCAGAUGAAGACUUAAAUUAAUCUUUUGAGGUUGUAAGAAUCUAAAUUUUGAAAUUUAUACAGGUUGUGUUAAGAUCUAGUGGUUAGUGUUCAAAAUUUGAG
Molecule: messenger RNA, 2442 nt
Organism: Orbicella faveolata
Lineage: Eukaryota; Metazoa; Cnidaria; Anthozoa; Scleractinia; Merulinidae
Cellular component (GO): cytoplasm; membrane
Molecular function (GO): guanyl-nucleotide exchange factor activity
Source: RefSeq, a predicted model, not a curated record